Triticum dicoccoides is the source of this 1556-nucleotide messenger RNA. RefSeq names its product FCS-Like Zinc finger 8-like. NCBI's taxonomy places the organism in Eukaryota, Viridiplantae, Streptophyta, Magnoliopsida, Poales, Poaceae. The transcript is spliced from 3 exons. The coding region runs from base 443 to 1303 and encodes 286 amino acids. The record is from RefSeq and is a predicted model, not a curated record.
UCUUCUCUUCCAUGUCCCCUUCCGCCGUGGCCGUGGGAGGAGCUGCCACUUCCCCGGGGUAAAAAUGGACCGGGAGACUCCGCGCUCCCCGCCUGUAUAAAUACACAGACCCACUACCCAGCAACCGCAAGCCCAGCCGAGCCCAGCCCGACGGCUUUCCGGCGGUUUUCGCGGCGGCUGGUUGCUCAUCCGUGGGCGGUUUCCGGCGGAAUUUGUGUUCUCCUCUCCUGCUUCUCCUCGGCCACCUACCUCGGCAAGCAUUCCCCUUGUCCGGAACCGCCCUGCUCGUCUUCCACCUCGCGCCCCGUUCGAUCUCAGAACGAGACUCUGGUCCCUGACGGAGCCUAGAUCGAGGCAAAUGCGUUGGGAGCGGCGGCGGCCAUUGUAGUUCGAUCCGUCCGUCCGAGAACGUUGCUUUCUGGUGCUCCGUCCGUCCGAGGCGAUGCUGCGGAACAGAUCGAGGAGAGCGGUUGGCGCCGGAGGCGGGGGCGGAGGUCUCAUGCCUCAACCUGAGCCCCUCGCCGGCGCCACUGCUCAGUCUUCUUCUUCCCCGAGGCCGUACAUGGCGCUGCCGCAGGCCGGGUUCUUGGACGGCGCGGAGCAGGGGCCCUCCUCCUCCAUGAGCCCCACCUCCAUUCUCGAGACCAAGCAGUUCUGCUGCUCCGCGCUGCCGCCCUUCCUCUCGGAGAGAAGCCUCAGGAAGGCGCAGAUGGAGACGGCCGCUCUGGGUCCGGAGCCGGCCGGCGCCGGCGGCCUCGCCGACGUGCUCCGGGAGCACGGCAACGCCAAGGCCGGCGGCCGCAAGGUGGUGUUCGGGUCGCAGCUCAGGAUCCAGGUCCCGUCCGGCAGGGCCGCGGAGCUGGUGUCCUCCCCGAUAGAGUUCGGCGUCAAGAACCGGGACGCCGUCCUGUCCCCGGCCAGGAGGUUCCUGCCGGAGGUCGUCAGCUCGCCCACCGCCCGGGUGUUCGCCGCCGGCGUCGCCCCGGGGGAAAUGGCCAUGUCGGAGGACUACACGUGCGUCAUCUCCCGCGGCCCCAACCCGAGGACCCGGCACAUCUUCGACGACUGCAUAGUCGAGAGCUGCGGGGAUGUGCUCGUGGACAACGGACCGGGCACCGCCGCCGUGCCGGCGAGCGGUUUCUUGAGCUCUUGCCAUGCAUGCCGCAGGCAACUUGCAGGGCAUGCCAAUGAUACCUUCAUCCAUCGGAGGAAUACCCCCGGCUCUCCGUCAAGCGAAGCAGAUAGUACAUCUUCAGUAUAUAUACUUCAUCAAGAUUAUGGCAGUUCUAUACUAUGCCAAUAAUAUAUCUUCGUCGAUGGGUCUGAUUCUUCUUCAUUAUUGGAGCUUGUAUAGUAGAGUAGGCCUCGUUUGGUGCGGACAAAAUAAAAUGUUUCCUUCCGCAUCGCUUUCGCGUAGAAAACUAUGCAAAAAGAAGCUCAUUAUCCUAAUGUUGGGUCCCCUGGGGGAUUAUGUUAACAACAUCCUAGGGAUUAAACUAUUUGGCCUCCUAAUUGAUGAUGUUGCUAAAUGCUAAACGAGGUCCCUGUCCCAAGCC